AUGGAGAGUUUGAGGAAGUAUGAGAAGGCUUCAGGACAACUGGUCAAUAAUGAUAAAAGCUAUUACUAUAUUCAUCACAAGGUAUCUGCCAGAGUUAAUAGCAAGAUCAAAAGACAUACUGACAUGAGAAAUGGAUCCUUUACUUUCACAUAUUUAGGAUGUCCAGUGUUUUAUGGAAGAAGGAAGCUGAUAUAUUAUAAGGAUUUGAUCAAAAAAGUGAUGAAAAGUAUUUUGUCCUGGCAAAACAGACUGUUAUCUUUCGGAGGUAGAUAUGUGUUGGUUAAUCAUGUGUUACAAACCAUGCCUGUAUAUUUACUGUCAGCCACGAACCCUCCUUCUGGGGUGAUAAAGCAGCUUCACAAGAUAUUUACAAAAUUCUUUUGGAGCAAUACUGUGGGGGUGAAAAGCAAGCACUGGGUGGCAUGGGACAAAUUAUGUCUACCAAAGGAUGAAGGAGGGAUUGGUCUUAGAUCAUUAACUGAUAUAUCCAAUGCACUAUUUGCUAAGUUGUGGUGGAAUUUCAGAUAUGGAAGAAGCUUAUGGAGUAGCUACAUGCUGAACAAAUACUUUGAGCCACAGAUAUUUUGGUAUUUGAGAAAUGGAACUUCAAGAUUCUGGUAUGAGAAUUGGACAAGGCUUGGGGCACUAUAUUAUAUCACUCCUGAUGCUGCUAGAGAAAAAGAGAUAGAGCAUAUCAAGGAUAAUAUCAAAGUUCCAGAUGGAGAAGAAGAUGAUGAACCAUGUUGGAUGUUGGAAACAAGUGGAAAAUUCUCAGUUAAAUCUGCAUGGGAAUUUUUAAGGCAUAGAGAGAGCCAACAAACCAGCUAUAGGUUCAUGUGGGAGAAAGGGUUGCCAAUAAAGAUAAGUUUUUUCAUGUGGAGGGUGUGGAAAGGGAGAAUCUCUACAGAUGAUAUAUUGAAAAGGAUGAUGAUCAAUAUACCAUCAAGAUGCUGGUGCUGUAUCCCCACAGAUGGAAUUGGUCUACAUCAAAUGAUCAUGGCAUGGUGGACUGCUGAGACAAAAUCAAAAUUGCAACCUAUUUAUAGAGCAAUGCCAGCAGUGAUCAUAUGGUCAUUAUGGAAGAGAAGAAAAUACAUUAAGCAUGGAGGAUCAGUUACUUUCUACAGACUGAAACAACAACACCUUAGUAGAUAUAAACCAAAAUUUUAUUAUGCUAAGGUGUUGUGGAGGAUGCCACCUUCAGAGAGAUUAAAAUGUAAUACAGAUGGGUCAAGCAGAGGCACUCCUGGGAUCAGUUCAUAUGGAUUCUACAUCAGAGAUAGCAGUGGAGAUUUGGUUCAACUGGAGACUGAUUCACUUGUACUUCAAAAUAUCUUACAAGAUUCAUGGAUCACUCCAUGGGAACUGAGAAAUCAGAUUGAAGAGAUCAAACAGGACAUGAGAACAGUACAGGUGCAGAGCAAUCAUAUUUUCAGGGAAGGCAACAAGUUGCCAGACUUUCUAGCAAAUCAAACUUUGGAUCAUGCAGAGAUCAAAGUACAUGAAUUUAAACUCAUGCCAUCAGAAGGAAGAAUAAUUCUCAACAUGGACAAAUAA
Messenger RNA from Lycium barbarum (goji berry), 1557 nucleotides. RefSeq lists its product as uncharacterized. Lineage: Eukaryota; Viridiplantae; Streptophyta; Magnoliopsida; Solanales; Solanaceae. Bases 1 to 1557 code for a protein of 518 amino acids. The transcript is spliced from 6 exons. The record is from RefSeq and is a predicted model, not a curated record. Gene Ontology annotation, molecular function: nucleic acid binding.